Colletotrichum destructivum is the source of this 3246-nucleotide messenger RNA. Its product is annotated as Putative glutamate-cysteine ligase catalytic subunit. The coding region runs from base 966 to 3041 and encodes 691 amino acids. The transcript is spliced from 6 exons. The record is from RefSeq and is a predicted model, not a curated record. Gene Ontology annotation, molecular function: glutamate-cysteine ligase activity. Gene Ontology annotation, cellular component: glutamate-cysteine ligase complex. Lineage: Eukaryota; Fungi; Ascomycota; Sordariomycetes; Glomerellales; Glomerellaceae. Gene Ontology annotation, biological process: glutathione biosynthetic process.
CCCCACUAGAACCGCAAACGCGCCCUUCCCUUCGCUCAACGGCGCAUUCACUACCAUACCUUAUUCUUUUGCCUUUUCUCCUCUUUCCUCUCUGUCCGCCUGGCCCGUUCCAGAACUUUCGUCUCCUGGGAAACACCCAAUCCCGUCUGUCCUCUUUCCAAUGUUGACGUGAUCUAAACCUCACCAGCGGAACACCCCUCCCUCCUCUCGCUCAUCCCUUUCACUGGUUUCCAUUGAAAUCAAACUCAGAGCCCAAACCCAAACCAGAGCCGGAACCCUCCCCCUCUCCCCCACCACAACCGCAGCGCAGCCGCCGCCGCCGCCGCCGCCAUAGACAUCGGGCUGAGCCGCAACUUCACCAUUCCACCAUUCCACCUUUUACCACCUUAACCAGGCGACAAGGGCUCCCCAUUCGACUAACGAACCGCCCAGCCCAUUGCGCAAUCGCAAGGCGCUGAAGAAAUCCCACGCGACACCGGACCCACGAACGGCGCCCUGCUUAUUUCGCCUUGUUUUGCCUUGCUCUGCCCUGCAUCGUGAGCCAAGGCCCCUGGUCUAUCAUCUGACGUCUUAUCACAUCCCUCUUGCCCCCUCCCCCUCCCCAUUCCCUCUCCGCCCAAAAAAGACCACCCCUCACAGGGCCAUAGAGGUCGUCGUCACAAUAACUCGGAGUGUUGCUGAACGGUCUACGUCGACUUGAUCUUCUGCCAGUAACUUCGGUCUGAUAACGGCCGCCUUCCAACCAGUAAUCGUUGCUUCGGAACCCCUCCCCUUUUUUGAGGUCCCUUAGUUUUCGGCGUUUACCUCGACAAGCUUUUUCUUCGGUCGUCGUCGUUCGAAAACGCCGAUCACCAGGCAAACCCGGUCGUAGCCGCGUUCACAGCCGCAGCCGCAGCCGCAGUCGCAACCACAUCCAUCCCCCUCCCGCCUACUACGACACCAGAGCAAACCGCAUCACCGCAACCAUGGGUCUCCUAGCCCUCGGAACCGCCCUAGACUGGCCCGAUGCGAAGCAGCGCGCCGGACAGGUUCGGGAGUGGGGUAUCAAGCAAUUAUUGGAGAUAUGGAACAAAGCAAAGAGCAAGGAGCGCGACGCCUUGCUCUGGGGAGACGAGGUUGAAUAUCUGGUCGUCACUUACUCCAAGGAUGACCCAAAGGUCCGCCUCUCACUCAGGCAGGCCGAGAUCCUCACAGCGCUCGCCGAGAGCCCCGACCUCGCCAAGGAGGGAGGCUGCGUGCCCGACCUGCAAGACGUCGCCCGGGGGAAAUCAUCGGUAACCCUCCCUGUCUUCCACCCCGAGUUUGGCCGCUUCAUGCUCGAGGCGACCCCCGGCAAGCCCUGGGGCAUCGGCCUCAAGGAGCUCCUCGAUGUCGAGCCCGACAUGAAGCUUCGCCGCAAGAUUGCAAAGGACCACAUGCACGCCAACGAAUACCCCAUCACCCUCACCACGUUCCCGCGUAUCGGCUGCCCCGGCGACUUCACGGAACCCUACUACCCGCCCUCUGGACCCAAGCUGCGCUCCCAGUUCGUCCCGGACGAGAUUGCGAACCCGCACAUCCGCUUCCCGACCCUCGCCGCCAACAUCCGCUGGCGCCGCGGCCGCAAGGUCCAGGUCAACGUGCCCGUUUUCCACGACCGCAACACCCCGAACCCCUGGCGCGACCCGACCGUCAACUACGACCUGCACAACUGGCCCGAGGACGACGACGUCCGCACCGGCGGCGCCGCCCCGGACAACUUCAUUCACAUGGACGCCAUGGCCUUCGGCAUGGGCAGCUGCUGCCUCCAGAUCACCUUCCAGGCCAAGAACAUCACCGAGGGCCGCAAGAUGUACGACCAGCUCAGCCCACUGGGACCUAUCCUGCUCGCCCUGACGGCCGCUACCCCGGUCUACAAGGGCUUUCUCGCCAACACGGACGUGCGGUGGAACCAGAUCAGCCGGGCCGUAGACUGCAGGACACCCGAGGAGCUCGGUGAGAAGCCCCUGAAGAACGACCGCUGGCGGAUACCCAAGUCCCGCUACGCCUCCAACUCGACCUACAUCUCGACCGACCCGCGCCUGCGGCCCGAGUACCUGUCGCCGGACCUCGUCAUCGACGAGGACAUCAAGGCCAAGCUCAUGGAGGGCGGCAUGGACGACCGCCUCGCGACGCACUUUGCCCACCUCUUCAUCCGCGACCCCAUCGUCGUCUUCGAGGAGGAUCUUCAGGAGCUCGACCUCGGCAAGACGGACCACUUUGAGAACUUGCAGUCGACCAACUGGCAGCACAUGCGCUUCAAGCCCCCUCCGGCCGACAACAGCAUCGGCUGGCGCGUCGAGUUCCGCCCCAUGGAGAUCCAGUUGACGGAUUUCGAGAACGCCGCCUUCUCCGUCUUCAUGGUCCUCGUCACGCGCGCCAUCCUCUCCUUCGACCUGAACUUCUACAUCCCCAUCCCCCGCGUCGACGAGAACAUGGAGCGCGCCCACGCCGUCGACGCCGUCCUCGCCGAGAAGUUCUUCUUCCGCAAGAACCCCUUUGCCAGCCGCCAUCGCGUCAACAACCUCGGCGGCGACUCCGAGUCGCGGCCUGGCUCGCGGCCCGGCUCCGCGCACCCCAGCCGCCCACCGACGCCCUUCCUUCCCGUCGAGGAGGAGUACGCCGAGAUGACGGUCAACGAGAUCAUCAACGGCAGCCCGGACGGCGACGCCACCGGCACUGGGUUCCCCGGCCUCAUCCCGCUCGUCGAGAGCUACCUCGACGGCGUCAACGUCGACGUGCAGACGCGCUGCGAGCUGGACACCUACCUGCGGCUCAUCAGCCGGCGUGCGAGCGGCGAGCUCGACACGGCAGCGCGCUGGCUGCGCAACUUCAUCGACGCGCACCCGGCGUACCGUCACGACAGCGUCGUCGGCGACGACAUCCAGAAAGACAUCAUCGCGGCCGUCAUCGCCAUCGGCGAGCGUGAGACGGCCGGCGAGGGGUUCGCAGGGCUCGACAUCCACGGCCUGCCGCGGUUGCUCGGUAACUUCCGUCGGGGGGGCUGCGGGGGCUCGGCGUGAGCGUGCUUCCGGGUGUGGCAGAGCUCAGAUGGAGGGGGGGGCAAGUGUCGUUGAGGCUGUGCCGAGACUCGGGUCGGCGAGAGGCAGCAGGGUGUGUACGCCGCCGUUCAGCCAUAGCUGGUCGAUGUACGGCGCCCGCGGACAGGAACUUUCUCUAGGUAAUCAACAUCACAUAGACUCAAAUGCAUAUCGAGAUAGCGUUGUG